Molecule: messenger RNA, 447 nt
Organism: Fomitopsis serialis
Lineage: Eukaryota; Fungi; Basidiomycota; Agaricomycetes; Polyporales; Fomitopsidaceae
Product: 40S ribosomal protein S18
Exons: 4
Coding region: 1-447 (148 amino acids)
Biological process (GO): translation
Cellular component (GO): ribosome; small ribosomal subunit; cytosol
Molecular function (GO): structural constituent of ribosome; RNA binding
Source: RefSeq, a predicted model, not a curated record
AUGUCUCUCGUCGUCCCGGAAGCCCACACGCAAUUCCAGCACAUCUUGCGUCUCCUGAACACCAAUGUCGACGGUAAACGCAAGAUCAUGUAUGCCCUGACGGAGAUCAAGGGUGUUGGUCGUCGUUACUCCAACAUUGCAUGCAAAAAGGCCGAUGUUGACCUCAACAAGCGGGCUGGUGAGCUCAACUCGGACGAGCUCGAGCGUCUUUUCAAGAUUCCCACAUGGUUCCUGAACAGGCAGCGGGACAUCGUCGAUGGCAAGAACUCGCAGAUUCUCUCGAACGCCGUGGAUUCGAAGAUGCGUGACGACCUCGAGAGGCUGAAGAAGAUCCGGGCGCACCGUGGUCUCCGGCAUUUCUGGGGUCUCCGUGUGCGUGGCCAGCACACCAAGACUACGGGUGCGUAUGCGAUGUCGGGAGGUGUCGCUUUUGCUCAUUCGCUGUGA